Molecule: messenger RNA, 2310 nt
Organism: Suillus paluster
Lineage: Eukaryota; Fungi; Basidiomycota; Agaricomycetes; Boletales; Suillaceae
Product: homeodomain protein 1
Exons: 3
Coding region: 41-2035 (664 amino acids)
Biological process (GO): regulation of DNA-templated transcription
Molecular function (GO): DNA binding
Source: RefSeq, a predicted model, not a curated record
AAAACUCCGCCACGAUCUCAUCUCUUUCACUCAAACUACGAUGGACGAAGACAUACGACAACGUUUCCAACAAGCAGAGGACACCCUCAUUGAUGCAAUCUCGCUUGGCGAAAACUCCUUGAUGUCGUUUGAGUCAUCCUGGAGUUUGUUGCACGCAGAUUUUUCCCGUUGUGUAGAGGCAGGAGAACUAUCCGACGACACUAUAUCAGUUGUCAGCAUGGUGUCCUCCAGGGUUGCUAUCAUCGCGAACUGCUUCUCUGAUUUACACAAAACACAUGAAGAAUUAAGGAAACAAAAUCUCGAUAGUCUAGGGAGCAUUCUAGACCGCCUCAAUCGUGUCACCAUUUCACCUCCAUCAAUGCUCACAGAACAAAAUCCACAAUCACCGGAAUCUUCCUUACCCCCAUUCAUCGAACCAGCAUACAAAUGGCUGCUCGCUAACAUUCAUAACCCUUAUCCAUCUUCUGAUACGAAAGCAAGUAUUGCUAGGAGCUCUGGAUGUUCCUUGAACUCCGUUUCUGUUUGGUUCGUCAGCGCUCGCCGUCGCAUCCACUGGACGACCAUUUGCCGCAAACAUUUCAACAACUGCCGAGCUGAUGCCAUCGACGCUGCUUCUCGUGCCCUGGUCAAAGAAGACCCUUCCCGUGUCCUUCCACACACAAUCUGCCACGACUUCCUGCAGAUGAAGGUUGACGCACAGAACCUUUAUGCGUCUACUUUCACCAAGAGCGCGCUUGCAGGUGAACUUGACGCAGUGGUCAAGGAUAUGACGGAAGAGGACAGGUUGCGAUUGGAGCGGGAGAAGAAGGAGCACGCAAAAGAAGAAAAGAAUCGACGCGAGGAAGAGAAGGAGAUGCGGAGAACGCAAAGAGCGCUUGAUAGGCAGGCCCAAAAGACGCUUCCAGCUUUUGCUUCAUACCCAUCUCCCAGUUAUUCACGUUCUCCAUCUCCAGUUCCCACUCUCGAGGAAUCGUGGACAGACGAGAGUGAAGACGAGGAAGAUGAUAUCAAUCCACCCAUUCUCGCUGGUCGGAAACGGCGUGCCUCUGUGUCGUUUGAAUCAAAUGAUUCGAUAGAGCCUCUAUGUGUGGAUCGACCGAUGAAACGCCUCCGGUCUAGUGCGAAAGUCCCGACCCCCUUUGCGGAGACUCCUGCCUUGCCGUCUCCGCCAUCAAGUAGCAAUGGUUUGGACGGCAACGAUGAAUUCGAAAUUAUGGCACUUUCUCGACCGUCUUCAGAGCCUUCACGAAAGCGAAGGUUAUCAGAUGCCGAUGCCGAUGCUCACGCUGGGCCCAAGCGUCCGAGAGGUCUCCUCGUGGGACCUCGUGUUCAUGCUGUAUCUGAUCCUCUUCCGAGAUCUUCCGCUCCUCUCGAGUCAGGCAUCGAUGACUGGUUCCACACGAACUUCUUCGAGAUUCCUGGUCCAGUCGAGAACGUUGGUUUCGAUCAACUUGCGCCCCUCGACAUUGAAGUCUUUAGCGGAUACACAUUCCCUGAAACGCAAUCUAUUUCAUUCCAACAGCCCACUCAGCAAGAUUUCGUUCAGCCCACCCUGGUAGACCUUCCAUUGUUCGACGGACAGGUCGCUAAUUUGGAAGUUCCUUCCCACGCCUCCCUUUCCCCUUCUCUCGAUCACCUGGACAAUUUGCUUGACGUGUUAUCUACAUUUGCCCCUGAGAAUUCCGGCGAGGCAGUUCCAGCUUCCACCGGAUUCGACACCAUAUCUCAACCCUCUAUCAACCUUAUGAACCCCGUGCCUUCUGAUGAUUUUAUCUGGACAAAUCUCUUGAAUCCUGACCAACCCUUCCCGUCCGACAUGGAUCAAUUCUCACUGCCAUCGUCUUGCGAUCCCUUCCCACAAAUAUUACCAGAGAUUGAUCUCUCUGCGCUCCAGCUCCCCCCGUUGUUAUUUACUACGCCACAACCUGUGAUUUCCUCACCUGUUGAUUGUGCUCGCUUGGCGAAGCUGGAGCAACUCCAGCUUCUAAGAGAGCACGCACGGCUACUGGAGCAGGAACUAGCGGUGUCUGUGUAAGUGUUCUCGUUCUUUGUUCGCUGCUUUGUUUGCUGAUUCCGGAGUUAGAUGAUCGUCAAUAUGCUCUCUUUGUUCGUGCUGUCCAUAUGCUUUAUGCGGUCUACAUAUUAUUAUUCAUAUCAUAUCAUAUCUCAUCAUCGUGCACAUCGCACAUUGCAUAACAUACCCUACAUCAUGUCUCAGACAAUCACGCAUUUGCAUAUGUUGUUCUUUUGUUGUAGUUUGUUCUCCUUCGCUUUUCAUUGCUCUGUAUGUACCGGAAUCAAUCGAAACAA